GACUUCCUGUCCCCCGCCGCCGCUGCCUGUUCCUCUUCCGCCAUGAGUGUCGACCAAACGCAGCUGUCCAGAAAGCCCCGCCUCUCGCAGGUCUCCCUCAUCUUCGCCUGCGGAACCGCCCUCUUCUCCGAUGGUUACGCUAAUGGCGUGAUCGGUGCUGUCAAUACGCUGCUCAAGCGUAUAUAUGGCCCGGAGAAGAUCACCACAAACUACAGCAACACGAUCAGUAGUGUCGCUUUCGCCGGCACGGUCGUUGGUAUGCUCGUCUUUGGCUAUCUGUCGGAUAAGUUGGGCCGUAAAUUCGGAAUGAUGCUGGCCACCGGCAUCGUCGCCCUCUUCUCCGCGCUUUCGGCAGCGUCCAGCGGGGCGCACCACAGCGUGAACGGCAUGCUCGCCAUGUUGAGCGCGUGUCGUUUCCUCCUCGGUAUCGGCAUCGGUGCAGAAUACCCGUGUGGCUCCGUAGCGGCCUCAGAGCAGUCCGAAGAACCCGGCAUUAACAAGAACGCGCAGCAUCGUUGGUUUGCCCUUGCUACCAACUGCAUGAUUGACACGGGUUUCGUCGUCGCGGCGUUCGUCCCGCUGGUGCUAUUCUGGAUCUUUGGCGAGAACCACCUCCGCGCCGUCUUCCGCAUCUCUCUCGGGUUGGGUGUCAUCCCUGCUCUCGCAGUUCUGCUCUGGCGGCUGAGGAUGGAGGAGCCUACCCGGUACAAGAAGGACUCUAUGGCACGCGCGAAGGUCCCGUACAUGCUGAUCAUCCGCCGCUACUGGGUUAGCCUGGCCGCCAUCUCAGCGACAUGGUUCAUCUACGACUUCAUCACAUACCCUUUCGGGCUGUUCUCGUCGACUGUCACUAACACGAUUACUGGCGGCAACUCAUCGCUUUCCGUGGUGUUUGGCUGGUCUGUUGUGAUCAACUUGUUCUACAUCCCCGGCACUGUCGGAGGCGCCUUCGUCGUAGACAUCCUCGGCCCUAAGAACACCAUGAUCGUCGGUCUCCUAUCACAGGCUGUCAUCGGCUUCAUCAUGAGCGGCCUCUACACGCGCCUGACGGAACAUAUCGCGGCGUUUGCGGUCGUCUACGGCAUUUUCCUCAGUCUCGGAGAGCUUGGACCCGGUAACUGCCUGGGUAUGCUCGCGGCGAAGUCCGGCCCGACCGCUGUGCGUGGCCAAUUCUACGGCAUUGCGGCCGCUAUUGGCAAGAUCGGUGCCUUCGGUGGUACUUGGGCCUGGCAAAGGAUUGUUGACGAUUUCCAGGCGCACUCGACCGACCCCAACAUCGGCCAAACUGGCCCCUUCUGGAUCGCUAGCGCCCUCGCGAUCAUCAGCGCCGUCAUCACAUUCUUCUUCGUCCGCCCGCUCUCGCACGAUGGCAUGACCGCGGAGGAUCUCAAAUUCCGCGAGUACCUUGAGGCGAACGGCUACGACACCUCCCAGAUGGGUCUCAUCGAGUCGGAGACGAGCUCCGUGUCCACCGGUGAGGAGAAGGGCGAAAAGGUCUGAGGGCUUCCGAGACCAGCGAUUCUUGCGACGCCAACGUCGACCACCCACAUGAUGGUCCAUGAUUUGCACGAUCUCAUGUCUCUCUGUCCCCUCGCCUUGCUGUGUUGUUGUGGUAUGCUUAUGACUUUUCUUGGUAGUGUCGCAGUGCUGUCGACGCCUUCUGUCUGUGUGCUUUACGAUACUCACGGCGUACUGUUUAUAUCAAUCGUAUCGUAGCUUUGUUGUAUUCC
Messenger RNA from Trametes versicolor FP-101664 SS1, 1730 nucleotides. RefSeq names its product metabolite transporter. Gene Ontology annotation, molecular function: carboxylic acid transmembrane transporter activity. Gene Ontology annotation, biological process: transmembrane transport; carboxylic acid transport. The record is from RefSeq and is a predicted model, not a curated record. NCBI's taxonomy places the organism in Eukaryota, Fungi, Basidiomycota, Agaricomycetes, Polyporales, Polyporaceae. Gene Ontology annotation, cellular component: plasma membrane. The coding region runs from base 43 to 1500 and encodes 485 amino acids. The transcript has 19 exons.